Caenorhabditis remanei is the source of this 4359-nucleotide messenger RNA. RefSeq lists its product as uncharacterized. The record is from RefSeq and is a predicted model, not a curated record. Gene Ontology annotation, cellular component: nucleus. Bases 1 to 4359 code for a protein of 1452 amino acids. The transcript is spliced from 13 exons. Gene Ontology annotation, biological process: protein phosphorylation. Gene Ontology annotation, molecular function: protein kinase activity; ATP binding. NCBI's taxonomy places the organism in Eukaryota, Metazoa, Nematoda, Chromadorea, Rhabditida, Rhabditidae.
AUGGUCAGUACCCGGUCGGCUCGGGGACAACAGCGGGAAACUAAAACCAAUACCAGCAAUGCAAGGACAAAGAGGCGAGUAACAGCAAGUUCUGCUGCAGAGAAAGUAAAGGAGAAAGCACCAGAGAAAAAUAAAGAAAGUGCCCCAGUCAAAGCUCCGGAGAAAAAUGGGAAGACAGCUCCAGCGGACCCACCUUCACAAAAACCUGCUGAGAAUGCUCCGGAGAAAAAUGGAAAACCCGUCUCAGUGAACUCAAAAGAAGACCUGCCAGCGACAUUUUCACAUGCAGAGUUAGUUCUAGAAAAGGAAACGGAAGAAGCUCUUGCAAACGCUCCAUUCAUUGGUCCACUGAACAGGCCACCGCGAUACGCAAGGAUGAGACAGAAGUUUAGAGAGGAAGAACAGCGGGAGAAAGAGAGGCUUGCUCGAGUACGGAGAAAACCACCGCCACCCAAAAUUCCACCAAGACCGCUUUCUUACUAUAUAGAUAUGGAAAAAAGGAAUCCUCGUCCUCGCUCUCCAAGAGAUUCCUCCUCCUCCUCUCCGGAAAUUCCUCGAAAAAAGCAUACAAAGGAAGAAAUUGAAGCAGCAAAAGCAAGGCUUGCUGCAAAUUAUCCUCCUCGACCAAAAACACCUCCGGAAAUUACAAGAGUUUACGAUGGUAUGAAACACACUAUCAACACAUAUCUUACUGAACCAGGACCUCGUGCAUUACCACUGCCAAUUCUUUUGAAUGAACCUAUAAACCCAAUAUUUCCGAAAACGCCAACUCCUCCACCUCAACCAAAGAAAAAGUCCAAAACGCCACUGUGGGUUGUCACUUUGAGCAGUGAUAGUGAGCAUACACCACCGCCGCCGCCACCUCCACCGCCACCAAGAAAAAAAGUUGCUCCACGACCAGCGCCGCCACCACCUCCACCUCCACCGCCGCCGCCGCCUCCGCCACAAGCGUCUCCCAAAAGGCAGAAACUGAAGACACCGGAGUUACGACGGGAUUCUAAAAGUUCAAGAUGGAGGAAACCAGGGCCUGCACGGUCUCCCAGAAAUAACAAACUGAAUAGUCCGAGGUCACAUGUGAAACCAAGAAGAGAGGUGGUCAAGGAACAAAACGCGCCAGCUUCAUCAAAAAGGACAGAGCAACACGAAAAACGGAAACGACAACGUUCGUCUUCAUCAAUUGAAGUAAUCAAAAUCGUCAAGCACCAAGCGACACAGUCUUCCUACACGAGAACUCCAAUACCACUUCUUUAUGCGGCCAACAACUCGACUAAGGAUUCUGGAUAUACUCGUCGAGGUGGUUCGGUGGGUAUUGUUACUAAAAUUCGGGCCACCUCCAAAGUGGCCGUGCCAACGACGACGGUGGACCCAUCCACGUCAUCCUCAUUUGCAUUCCCAUCUCCAUCCGUCUCACCGUACUGUCUCACCGCGUGCUCUUCACCAAAUCCACCAUCAUCUCGUGAACCUUCAACUACUACCAGUUCAUCCGCCUACCAACAUCUCUUAUCACCUUUAGCCUCACGUCGUCACUAUAUCUCGCAUCGAUUACCUCAGCGAGCUGUACUUUCGAACGCGCCACCAAUCCAGUCAGCUGCUAUUGUCUUCAAGACAACAGAAAGCACUAGCCACCCACUACCACCGAUAUUAGUCGUAGAUCCUCCUCAAGAAAUGCCUGUUCCUUAUCAUCAAAAAGUGGCAAGCAGUGGUGGCGGCGGUGCCAUUCCAGCUACCAACUCUUUGGCACUCCGUCGAUUACCACUUGUUGUGAUUCCUCGUAAACGGAAAUACAAGAAUUACGUGUCACGUCGUCGGAAUACUCAACUUCUCGCCAGCUUACGUAGAUGUGUCUCUGAUCCGAAUAUCUACAAAAGUUAUAACCACUGGAAAGGGCUAUCCAGGCCGAUGUCACCCAUAAAAUCCGGAGCUCCUACUCCGAAAACUGUGACUCCUUUGCCAGUACCUCCUGCAGUGCCAGCUCACAAGAAGCUUACCCCCAACCCUGCGCCCACUCAGAAUCCGGUCAAAUUACCAUCCCCUCAUGCCGUUUCUGAAAAACCUGAAAAGUCAGAAAAACUGGGCAAAUCUGGAAUUCUAGAAAAGCCAGAAAAACCAAAAGCUGCUGUUCUCCCAACUGCUUUACCUGCCAAAGCUCCAUUAUCCAAGCCAACUGCAUCGAAGGCUCCAGUGGCUACUGUAGCACCAUUGGCCGAGCCGGAAGCUCAGAGCUCUUCAAGCAACAAUCAAGUUCCUGCUCCAUCUCCGAUUUCCAAGCAAGUCUCUGGUAAACUGACGGAACUCAAGAGUAAGAAUGGUCCACCAACUGAGAAAACUGUGCUGAGGAUUCCUUCUGCUGCUUCUACAAGGGCAAAACUGGCUGCUACUGAAAAUCAAGCACCAACUUCAACAAGUAAACCUUCUCCAUUUGCUCCAGCUAUUGCUCCGUUACGUGAUGGCGUCCAACCACCGACGCCAAGUGCUGCACCACCCAGGCCGCCACCAGUAAAACAGAAUUCUGUACAGAAGCCUCCAGAGCCGAAACGAUCCGUUGGUGCCCCGCCGAAAACUUUGCCGUCUGAGGGUGUACAUAAAAUUGAUGGCAUAGAAUUUUUGGCGAAGGAUUCAGAUGAUGGUCAGCUGCCAACCACGUCUUCUGGUGGUCCAAAAGCUCUCCGAAGAGCGUAUGGCUCGAAAUCUGGUACCACGAUAUGUGCAAUUGGUAGUCCGAAUGUUCCGUCCACCAGCAAUGCGGCUCCUCCACCACAGGAAGAUGAGAAGAGGCUGAUAGAGAAGAAAUUGUCACUUCGAAAGAAGAAACUGGCUGGAGAAGGUAUUCCAGGAGGAUCAAUGCUAACCGGGUCGAAGUCAGGAGUGGAAAUUGGGUUGAGUAUAAACAACAAUAAUAAUAAAGAGCAAACCGAUGAGCAGAGAGCGAAGAAAACGGUGAACGCGGUGGCUGCAGCGUUUUCCACUCAAGGCGGAUCUAGUCAGGGUCAAGGUCCUGGAGCAGGAACAGUCACCGACGAGAAUACGACAACUGCAACGAUAACUCCAAAAGAAAGUCCAUCAAGUGCGGCAAAGCCAAAAUCUGCAGCAGUGCAAAGUUUGAUCUCCCAACUACAGUUACCCGCUUCUGUAUCGGCGAAAGUUGAUAAAAUCAUUGCUUGUGGGGAUAAGGCGCGGAAACCGUCUAGAGCUGGUUUACAGGCUCCCCAUCCACACCGAAACCCAGCAGUAGCAGAGACGAAUCCAUCAAAAGAACGACUGGCAGACGAUAAGGAUGGUCACUUGAUCUAUGCAAAAGGAGACUUCAUUCUUAAUCGAUUUACAAUUUAUGAAACACUCGGAGAAGGUACCUUUGGUAAAGUUGUGCGUGUGGUGGAUUCGUUGACGGAUACGUUCAUGGCUCUGAAAAUAAUCAAGAACGUGAGCAAGUAUCGGGAAGCUGCGAAGUUGGAGGUGAAAGUGCUGCAGAAGUUGGCUGAAAGAGAUCCGGAGAAGAAACACUGGGUCAUUCACAUGGGUGCCUACUUCGACUAUCACGGCCAUAUCUGCUUGUUGUUCGACUUGAUGGGACCAUCGAUUUUCGAUUUCUUGAAAGCCAACCACUACAGGCCGUACCCAAUGGAACAAACAAUGCACAUCGGUUGGCAACUCAUCAACGCUGUCAAAUUCUUACACGACAACAAACUGACGCAUACCGACUUGAAGCCGGAGAACAUUUUGUUCGUUGAUAGUCGCUACACCACAAAAAUAGUCGAUAAGAAGCCAAUGCGUGUACUCCAACAUACUCACGUCCGACUAAUCGAUUUCGGCUCGGCGACAUUUGAUCAUGAGCAUCAUUCGACUAUUGUGUCAACACGUCACUACAGAGCUCCGGAAGUGAUACUCGAGCUCGGAUGGGCACAACCGUGCGACGUCUGGUCAAUUGGAUGUAUUCUCUAUGAGCUCUACACUGGUGGCACUCUCUUCCAAACACAUGAAAACCGUGAGCACUUGGCGAUGAUGGAACGUGUGCUGGGUGAUGUCCCGGCACGAAUGGCCAAAAAGACAAAAACCAAAUUCUUCGUGAACGGCCGCUUGGACUGGGUUAGCUCCUCUCCUGACGCAGCGUACGUUCGCGACAACUGCAAACCGUUGAGAAGAGCAUUAACGUGCACCGAACCGGAGCAUGUUGAACUCUUCGAGAUCAUCGAAGCCAUGCUGAAUUACGAGCCGACAGGAAGAAUGCGGCUGAGUGAAGCAUUGGAGCACAGAUACUUCACUCGAUUACCAGAUAGAUUGAAAGUUGCAACACCAGUCGAGCCUGCAGCAUCUGCAUCUGAGCAACUGGCGAUGAUCGCCACCAGAGCCUUACCCACCUAA